GGACUCGCGCGCAGCUGAAGUUCAUGCAGUGAAGCAGCGGCUUCGCGAGUGCCUGCAGUGCAUGAGGCGGCCGCAGAUAGAUGCAAUUCUUUUUUUAAAAGAUUAAGUUAGUUUACUUCCUCAUGUUUUACCUCUGUUUUUCAAAUAUAUCUGGACGGAAAGUCUGAUUUUUUUUCUCCAUAAAAUCUCCUAACUUAUCCUCAAUUUGUUUCUGAAGGACAUUGAGGAGUUUUUUCCCCUCUCUUAAGUUCGUCUUAUUUUACUUCGAAGAUUUGGGUUGCAAGCAACUAAAAUUCAGCUGUGUUUAUUAUCUCCACCCUCUCUCUCCCGUGGAGUACGGAGUGUUUGGUUGAGACGAGAGGGAGCCCAGCCCCGACUACAUUAUGUGGAUUCGGUGGUUGCUUAAAGUUUACGUGGGAUUUACAACGUUUUUAUCCAUUACGGUGCAGACAAGUGUAGGUGCGGCAGAGCAUGAUCCCACUCCUGUGAAGUCCAAAUACCCGAAGAAUACGAGCAGGUCAAGAAGACUAGGUGGAUCAAACCAGGAUGCACUGAAAGGGCCAAAUGUUUGUGGAUCACGUUUCCAUUCAUACUGUUGCCCAGGAUGGAAAACAUUGCCGGGAGGAAAUCAAUGUAUUGUCCCAAUUUGCAGGAACUCGUGUGGUGAUGGGUUCUGUUCACGACCAAACAUAUGCACAUGUCCGAACGGUCAGAUAGCACCCACCUGUGGUUCAAAAUCAAUCCAGCAGUGCAACAUUAGAUGCAUGAAUGGUGGCUCUUGUGCUGAGGAUCAUUGUAUUUGUCAGAAGGGAUAUAUUGGAACUCACUGUGGGCAGCCUGUCUGUGAGAAUGGUUGUUUGAAUAAUGGAAGAUGUGUUGCUCCCAAUCGUUGUGCUUGUACAUAUGGAUUUACAGGAGCACAGUGCGAAAGAGAUUACAGGACUGGACCAUGCUUCACAUCAGUAAACAACCAAAUGUGCCAGGGGCAACUCAGUGGUAUUAUAUGCACAAAAACCCUUUGCUGUGCAACAGUUGGACGAGCCUGGGGACAUCCCUGUGAAAUGUGCCCUGCCCAGCCACAGCCAUGUCGUCGUGGCUUUAUUCCUAAUAUCCGCACUGGAGCUUGUCAAGAUGUGGAUGAAUGCCAAGCUAUCCCAGGGAUCUGUCACGGAGGAAAUUGCAUAAACACUGUGGGAUCCUUUGAAUGCAAAUGCCCAGCUGGACAUAGAUUUAGUGAACAAACUCAAAAAUGUGAAGAUGUUGAUGAAUGCACUACUAUUCCUGGUAUAUGUCUGGGAGGAGAAUGUUCCAAUACAGUUGGCAGUUACUUCUGUAAAUGCUAUAAUGGAUAUCUACCCACUACAGAUGGUUCAAGAUGCAUAGAUUCACGUACUGGAAUUUGCUAUUCUUAUCUGAUUCACGGGCGUUGUGCAAAUGAACUUCAAGGACCAUAUACCAAAAUGCAGUGUUGUUGUGAUAGUGGUCGCUGUUGGUCAUCCGGUAGGAUUCCAGAAUUGUGUGCAAUGCGUGGAACUGAUGAAUAUAUCAAAUUGUGCAGUCAGGUACCUUGGACUAAUGGUGAACUUGGACCUCAACCUGGACCUCAUCCUAGACCUCGUCCUAGACCUCAUCCUGAACCUUACCCUGAACCUUACCCUGAACCUUAUCCUGGACCUCGUCCUGGACCUCGUCCUGAACCUCUACCUGGACCUCUACCUAGUCCUCAUUAUGGACAUUUGAAUACUUCUGAUUACUGCAUUUCUGUUGGAAAUCUCUGCAUCCAUGGACGCUGCAUUCCCCUCCCAGGGCCCAGUUAUCGUUGUGAAUGCUACACUGGCUAUAAACUUACUCCAGGAGGAGAAUGUAGAGAUGACGAUGAAUGUAUUAACAAUCCCUGUACGCAUGGAGACUGUGUGAACACACAAGGCUCUUACUUUUGCCGCUGUCAUUCUGGCUUUCAGAGUUCUGCAUCUAAAAUUACUUGUGUGGAUAUUGAUGAAUGUGUUCAGAAUGGUCAGAUAUGCAAUAAUGGUCGUUGUGUAAAUACAGAAGGCAGUUUCCACUGUAUUUGUAAUGCUGGAUUUCAACUGACAGCAGAUGGGAAAAAUUGCAUGGACCUUGAUGAGUGCUCCCAAAGAAACAUGUGCAUGAAUGGAAUGUGUAUCAAUGAAGAUGGCAGCUUCAAGUGCAUAUGCAAACCUGGCUUUGAGUUGAUAUCAAAUGGACGAGUAUGCAUUGACAUUGAUGAGUGUGCACAGACACCAGGAAUUUGCAUGAAUGGACGGUGUGUGAACACAGAUGGCUCCUACAGAUGUGAAUGUCCUCCUGGCCUGGCUAUUGGACUUGAUGGGCGAGUCUGUGUUGAUACUCACAUGAGAAGCACCUGCUAUGGUGGAUACAAAAAAGGCCAAUGUGAUCGACCAUUACCAGGGGCCUACACCAAGUCUCAGUGCUGCUGUGCCAACACUGAUUAUGCCUUUGGAGAACCUUGCCAACCUUGUCCAGCUUUAAAUUCUGCUGAAUAUCAUGCUCUUUGCCCUAGUGGACCUGGAAUAACAAGUGAUGGAAGAGAUAUCAAUGAGUGUGCAUUGGAUCCUGAUAUUUGUCAAAAUGGAGUCUGUGAGAACACACGUGGCAGUUACCGAUGUAUUUGCAAUUCCGGUUAUGAAGUUGAUAUAUCUGGCAAAAAAUGUGUUGAUAUUGAUGAGUGUUUUGUGAACAGAUUACUAUGUGACAAUGGUCUCUGUAGAAACACACCUGGGAGUUAUACCUGUUCCUGUCCAAAAGGAUAUGUUUUUAAACCUGAAUCUGAAACAUGUGAAGAUAUUAAUGAAUGUGAGACCAAUCCCUGCAUCAAUGGAGAUUGUAAGAAUGUGCCUGGCAGUUAUUCAUGCCAGUGUUUCCAAGGAAGUACUCUUGAUGCGUCUAAAACUCGGUGUAUUGAGACGGUUAAAGGGACUUGUUGGUUGCAACACAUUGGAGGGAAGUGUGAAAUAAAUAUUAAUGGUGCCACACUAAAGUCACAGUGCUGUGCAACAUUGGGUGCUGCUUGGGGAAGUCCUUGUGAACCUUGCAAAAUAGACAGUGUUUGCCCUAAAGGAUUUACAAGAGUUAAUGGGACAAUCUGUGAAGAUGUUAAUGAAUGUGUAGUGUUCCCUGGGGUAUGCACCAAUGCUGAUUGUGUGAAUACACCUGGAUCAUUUCAGUGCGUCUGUCCUCAUGGUAUGUCUCUGGACAGUAGUGGAAGGACUUGUAUUGAUAUUCGUUCGGAGCACUGCUAUUUAAAAUAUGAUGAGGAUGAAUGCACGAAGCGCAUGCCUGGACGAUUUCGCAUGGAUACUUGUUGCUGUUCUGUUGGUGCUGCUUGGGGGCCAGAUUGUGAAAAAUGUCCUGAGAAAGGAACAAGUCUCUACAAAACACUUUGUCCACGAGGACCUGGAAUUUUCAGCAGAGAAGGACCUGAUGGAAAACCUUUUUUUAAAGAUAUCAAUGAAUGUAGGACAAUCCCAGGUAUCUGUACCCAUGGGAAAUGCAGAAACACCAUUGGGAGCUUUAGAUGCAGAUGUAAUAGUGGCUUUGCUCUUGAUUCUGAAGAAAGAAACUGCACAGAUAUCAAUGAAUGCCGCAUCUCUCCUGAUCUAUGUGGUCCAGGAACUUGUGUUAAUACUCCUGGAAGCUUUGAUUGUGAAUGCUUCGAAGGAUAUGAAAGUGGUUUUAUGAUGAUGAAGAACUGCAUGGAUAUUAAUGAAUGUGAACGAAACCCUCUACUCUGUCGCGGUGGCACCUGUUCAAACACUGACGGAAGCUUCCGUUGUUCCUGUCCACUUGGCCAUGAAGUAUCAUCAGAUGGAACAUCAUGCAUAGAUAUAAAUGAAUGUGCGUUGAGUGGCAACCUUUGUAAAAAUGGUCGCUGUGUCAACAUGAUUGGAAAAUAUCAUUGUUCCUGUAACAUUGGCUACCAAACAACACCUGACGGACAAGGAUGUGUUGAUAUUGAUGAAUGCACAAUAUCGAAUGGAGGAUGUGAGAAUUACUGUACAAAUUCUGAAGGCAGUUAUGAAUGCAGUUGUAGGAGUGGCUAUGCCUUGCUACCAGACCAGCGAACUUGCACAGAUAUUGAUGAAUGCGAGGAUAAUCCUGACAUUUGUGAUGGAGGGCAAUGUGUCAAUAUACCUGGAGAAUAUCACUGCCUGUGCUAUGAUGGAUUUAUGGCAUCGGAGGAUAUGAAGACAUGUCUAGAUGUUAAUGAAUGUGAACUUAAUCCGAACAUAUGUCUUAGUGGCACCUGUGAGGAUACAAGAGGAUCAUUCAUUUGUCACUGCGAACUGGGGUACUCUGUGAAGAAAGGGACAACUGGUUGUACAGAUAUUAAUGAAUGUGAGAUUAGUGCCCAUAAUUGCCACAGGUACGCUAUUUGUACAAAUACACCAGGAAGCUUCAAAUGUGCAUGUGCGGAUGGCUGGUCUGGUAAUGGCAUCAAAUGUUCUGAUGUGGAUGAGUGUUCAAAUGGAACACACAAGUGCAGUCCAACUGCUGAAUGCAUGAACACUGAGGGGUCUUAUAAAUGUACAUGUAAAGAAGGUUACAGCGGCGAUGGUGUGUUUUGCACUGAUAUUGAUGAAUGUGCUGAAAAUGUAAAUUUUUGUGAGAAUGGCCAUUGCUUAAAUGCACCUGGAGGUUACCGUUGUGAAUGCGACAUGGGCUUCACUCCAUCUCUAGAUGGCAGAGCAUGUCAAGAUAUUGAUGAGUGCUCGUUCUCUGACAUUUGUGUGUUCGGAAGAUGCCAGAAUCUUCCAGGGCUCUUCCGAUGCGAAUGUGAUUUGGGUUAUGAGCUAGACAGGAGUGGAGGCAACUGCACAGAUGUAAAUGAAUGUGCUGAUCCAGUUAAUUGUAUUAAUGGAAUUUGUGUUAACACCCCUGGAAGCUACGUCUGCAACUGUCCAUCUGAAUUUGAACUGAACCCAACUGGUGUCGGGUGUGUUGAUCCUCGUUUGGGCAAGUGCUUCUUGGAGUAUUUACUGCGCGGAGAUAACACCCUUACUUGCAGUAAUGAGAUUGGAGUCGGAGUUUCAAGAGCAUCUUGUUGCUGUUCUUUGGGCAGAGCCUGGGGCUUUCCAUGUGAACUGUGCCCCUCUGUCAAUUCAUCUGAAUACAAAACUCUUUGUCCUGGAGGAGAAGGUUUUAGACCCAACCCUAUCACAGUUAUUUUGGAGGAUAUUGAUGAAUGUAAAGAAUUACCUGGACUCUGUCAAGAAGGAACAUGUGUCAAUACAUUUGGGAGUUUCCAGUGUGAAUGUCCACGUGGUUUCUAUUUGAAUGAAGAAACCAGAGUAUGUGAAGACAUUGAUGAAUGCAUUAGCUCACCUGGUAUUUGUGGUCCUGGUACAUGUUUCAACACAUUGGGAAAUUAUACCUGCAUCUGUCCACCAGAUUACAUGCAGGUUAAUGGUGGAAACAACUGUAUGGACAUGAGAAAAAGCUAUUGCUUCAAGAAUUUCUACAGUGAAAAUGGCACUUGUGAUGGUGAACUAGCCUUCAAUAUGUCAAAGAAACUGUGCUGUUGUUCAUACAACAUCGGAAAAGCCUGGAACAGACCUUGCGAACAAUGUCCUCUUCCCGUCACAAAUGAAUAUAUUACUCUUUGUGGGAGUCAGAGACCUGGCUAUAUUAUUGACAUUACAACAGGACAACCAGUUGACAUUGAUGAAUGUCGAAUGAUUCCUGGUAUUUGUGCUAAUGGUGUCUGCAUAAACCAGCUUGGAAGCUUCCGUUGUGAAUGUCCUAUGGGAUUUCAAUAUAAUGAUCAACUGAUUAGCUGUGAAGAUAUGGAUGAAUGUCAGAAUGGGCCACUGUGUCAACAGAAUGCUGACUGCAUUAACACACCUGGCAGCUAUCGCUGUGAAUGUUCGCGAGGUUACCGGCUGACUUCAACAGGGCAUUGUGUGGAUCGUAAUGAAUGUCAUGAUAUCCCUAAUGUUUGUAGUCACGGUCAGUGCAUUGACACAGCUGGAAGUUACCAUUGUAUCUGCCGGAAUGGCUUCAAAGCAACUCCGGAUAACACUAUGUGCAUGGAUAUUGAUGAAUGUGAGCGGCAGCCAUGUGGCAAUGGGACCUGCAAGAACACAGUUGGUUCAUAUAACUGCUUGUGCUUCCCAGGAUUCAUGAUUUCACAUAAUAAUGACUGCAUUGAUAUUGAUGAAUGCAGUACCUUGAAUGGUGCUCUUUGUAGAAACGCUCAGUGUUUCAAUACUAUUGGAACAUUCCAAUGCCUGUGCCAUGAAGGCUAUGAACUUACACCUGAUAGAAGAAGUUGUGUUGAUGUCAAUGAAUGCUUGACAGUACCUCGUCCUUGUGCACCAGGCACCUGUCAAAAUUUGGAUGGUACCUAUAGAUGUAUCUGCCCUCCUGGAUACUCAUUGAUAGACGAUAAGUGUAUCGAUAUCGAUGAAUGUGUAACAGACCCUGGAUUAUGUGAAUUUGGCACUUGUAGUAAUAUUGAAGGAAGCUACACCUGCCUCUGUCCACCAGGAUCUAUACUAUCGCAAAAUGGAAGAACAUGCAUUGAUGUGAGAGAGAGCUUUUGCUUCUCUAAAUUUGAGAAUGGUGUGUGCUCUGCGCCCAAAUUAAGAAACAUCACCAAAUAUACGUGUUGUUGCAGCUUCAUGUCAGGUGAAGGAUGGGGUGACCCAUGUGAGAUCUGUCCCAAAGAACGAGAAGAAGCGUUUGGAAAAUUGUGCCCCAGUGGCUUGGUGGGAAUUACAAUUAACACGGAAGGUUCACAAGUAGACGUGGAUGAAUGUUCUACAGACGCAGAAAUAUGUAAAAAUGGACACUGCAUCAAUACUGAUGGUUCCUUCCGCUGUGAAUGUCCAUUUGGGUUCAAUAUCGAUUAUAGUGGAAUCAAGUGUGUAGAUACCGAUGAAUGCUCUGUUGGUAAUCCUUGCGGCAAUGGAACAUGUACUAAUGUUAUUGGAGGGUUUGAGUGUGCAUGUGAAGAAGGAUUUGAACCAGGACCUAUGAUGACUUGUGAAGACAUAAAUGAAUGUGCACAAAAUCCUCUACUUUGUGCAUUCCGCUGUGUUAAUACCCUUGGAGGAUAUGAAUGUAAAUGUCCUGCUGGUUAUGUUCUUAGACAAGAUGGAAAGAUGUGCCGAGAUCAGAAUGAAUGUGAGGAGCAACUCGAUGGUUGUGCAGAAAGAGGCAUGGUUUGCAAGAACUUGAUUGGAACUUUCAUGUGCAUCUGCCCACCUGGAUUGGUGCUCCAAUUGGAUGGUGAUAGGUGUAUUGAUGAAAACGAAUGUCGCACCAAACCUGGCAUUUGUGAAAAUGGUCGGUGUAUAAAUACUGCAGGAAGCUAUAAAUGUGAAUGCAACGAAGGAUUCACUGUCAGUUCCACACAGACAGAAUGUAUUGACAACCGCAAAGGUUUAUGUUUCUCGGAAGUACUACAGACAAUGUGUCAGAUGGCUUCCAGCAGCGGAAAUCCUGUUACAAAAUCAGAGUGCUGCUGUGAUGGUGGACGUGGCUGGGGGACACAAUGUGAAAUCUGCCCACUUCCAGGAACAAGCCCUUUUAAGAAGCUUUGUCCACGUGGACCUGGUUACACCACAGAUGAAAAAGAUAUUAAUGAAUGUGAAGUCCUUGCAAACUUGUGUCAGAAUGGACGGUGUAUUAAUACUAUUGGAUCUUAUCACUGUGUCUGCAAGAAUGGCUACACCACAGACAUCACUGGCACAUCCUGUAAGGAUCUUGAUGAAUGUCUGCAGUCACCAAAACCAUGUAAUUUCAUCUGUAAAAACACGGAAGGAAGCUACCAAUGCGCAUGUCCCAGAGGAUACAUACUGCAAGAAAAUGGGAAAAGUUGCAAAGAUCUAGAUGAAUGUUCUACAAAGCAGCACAACUGUCAGUUUCUUUGUGUCAAUACAAUUGGUGGAUUUACUUGUAAGUGCCCUCCUGGAUUCACACAGCAUCAUACAGCAUGUAUUGAUAACAAUGAAUGUAUUUCUGAAACUAAUCUGUGUGGAUCUAAAGGAGUGUGCCAGAAUACUCCAGGCAGCUUUAUUUGUGAAUGCCAACGUGGAUUUUCACUGGAUCAAUCUGGCCAUGGCUGUGAAGAUAUUGAUGAAUGUGAGGGCAGCCAUCGUUGCCAGCAUGGCUGCCAGAAUUUGAUCGGUGGAUAUCGAUGCAGUUGUCCACAUGGUUACCUUCAGCACUAUCAAUGGAAUCAGUGUGUUGAUGAAAAUGAAUGCAUGAACUCUCAUGUUUGUGGAGGAGCUGCAUGCCACAAUACACUGGGAAGCUACAAGUGCCUCUGUCCAACAGGAUUCUCUUAUGAACAGAUUUCUGGAUCUUGUCAUGACAUAAAUGAAUGUUCUUCCUCCAAAAAUCCAUGUAACUACGGCUGUUCAAACACUGAUGGAGGUUACUUAUGUGGCUGCCCACCUGGAUAUUACAGAGUUGGCCAAGGGCACUGUGUCUCUGGAGUGGGAUUUAGCAAAGGGCAGAUGUUUCCAAUAGGAGGUGACACAGAAGACAAUAGUCUAUCACCUGAGGCGUGUUAUGAAUGCAAAGUUAAUGGCUACCCCAAAGGAAGACGUCGAAGAGCAACCAAUGAAAAGGAAUCUAUGACUUUGAAUGAAGCAAAGAAUGCAACCAGUUUGCCAGUGAGCCUUGCAAGUUUGGGAACGGACAAUCAGUUCGUCUUCAAUUUCAAUAUUUCUGAUCUCAGCAGUAAAGACCAUAUCCUACAGUUUAUCCCGGCAAUUUCUACAUUGAUAAAUCAUGUACGUUACUCAAUUGACAUUGGUAAUGAAAAAGGCUUCUUCAAAAUUAAUCAAAAGGAUGGUAUCAGCUAUCUGCAUUUGACCAAGAAGAAGCCACAAUCAGGAGUGUACUCAUUAGAAAUAAGCAGUAUUCCUCUUUUUAAAAAGAAAGAACUUGAUCGUCUUGAAGACAAGCAUGAUAAAGACUACCUCACUGGUGAGCUUGGUGAAAUCCUUCAAAUGAGAAUUCAGAUUGUACUUCAUUAAUACACAAACAGAAGGUCAUACUGCUUCAGCCAAAAGAUGGAUCCUUUCAUUGCUAACCUGAUUCGACAUAUCAUGGAUACAAUCUCUUAUUAACUGUAAUAUGUCUGAGCACUGCUUACUUCUAAUGUUAGGAAAGUAAAGUCAUGGAUACAUACCAUAGCUCUAAACCACUUAUUCGGGCUUUGUAUAAAAUGCAGCACUGCUAUUAUAAGUAUGACUAGCUUCAGAUGUUGUAUAAUGAUAUGUUGAAUCUUUAAAAAAACACACACUUGGGCCAUUCAGUCCACUUGUUGGACAACUGUUGCUUCUUUUAAGCAGAGCCGUGCCAUUACUCUGCAGUAAAGAACACAUUGUAUUUUUGAUCUUUUAAAUUUUACUUUUCAAGUUACAUUUCACUAGAUCAAACAUUUAUAUAUGUACCUGGUGCUAGUAACAUGUCAACCUAGAUUGUGACUGCACUGUAAUAUUUUACAAACUUGGUAGCCAAAAAUGCAAUUAUUCAGUCUUAAGUAUUACCAGAUUGUUUUCCAUUACCUUACAAAGAACCAAAGUUAGUUCAAUAGCUUAUCUCAGUUAUGCAUUUUUCACUCAUGUAAAUUAAGUGUGUGUAUACUGCAGCCAUGCUACUUUUUUAUCAUGAAAACUUUUGUAUACCAGAAUUCUCAUUUUGUGUGUGUGUGUGUGUGUGUGUGGGCAGGUGUGUGUGUGUGUGAGCAGGUGUAUGUGGGUAGGUGUGUGUCUGUGGAUGUUUUCAUCCCAACCUUGAGUUGAGGGUGUUGUAAUGGUGCUUUAAGAACAACUACUUUUGAAAAUUAGAUGCAAUAUCCCUCUGUGAGUAAUAAAAUGCACAUUGAGGACUUAAUGAACAAGAACUAAUCAGGUCAUAGGAUUAAUAGCACUUAAAAGUGAGACAAUCAAACUGUCAAACACAGUUUUCUGUAAAAUGACACAUAAGAGUACCAGUAUUUUUAUGCAAUUCACCAUCAGCAAGUUUUAGAUUUUCAAUGUCAGUAAUUCCACAAUAAAACAGUAUUUUCAGUUUUAAUAUCUCAGUGUUAACUGUGAUGAUUCAUGUGGAUAAGGAUUCAUUUUCCUUUUGUUAUAUGUGUGUUUUUGAUACGACAGCCCAUUUUACCAGUAUCUUUGGGAACAUACUGUAAUUCCCCUUUGUGAUUUUCAGACAGACAGGUCUUUACGUAAACACAGAGUUCUGGCAUGAGGUGCAGCUGGAGCAAGAAACAUAUUCACAAGUUCAAAAAAAUGCCUCACAGUAUGCCAUAUAGAUGUCUGUUUAUAUUCAUUAUUCAUUUGUUUCCUGGAAUCUCUAAUGCCACAUGCUCAAUACUCAUUUUACAGUACAGACAUCCACACUGCAUAUUAAGCAUCAGAUGCAACAAAUGGUAGUGGAAAUAUUUGCUAUUUCUAUCAAAUUCUAUGUGUUAAAACAAUAGAGCUCAGGUGCAGGAUACAGAUAACUGGAUGACCGUCAGGAUUCUUAGCAGUGUGGAGGAACAGGAGGAUCUUGGUGUCCAUGUCCAUAAAUCCCUCAAAGUCGAUGGGCAAGUUGAUAGAGUUGUUAAGAAUGUGAAUGGUCUGUUUAGUCUUCAUUAGUUGGUGAAUUAAGUUCAAGAGCUGCGAAGUAAUGAUGCAGCUCUAUAAAACCCUGGUUAGACCACACUUUGAAUUCUUUGUUCAGUUCCGAUUGCUUCAUUAUAGGUGGGAUGUGGAAGCUUUAGAAAAAGUUCAGAGGAGAUAUAACAGGAUGCUGCCUGGAUUGGAGAGCAUGCCUUAUGAAGAUAUAUUGAGUGAGCUAGGGCUUUUCUCUUUGGUGCAAAGGAGGGUGAGAUGUGACUUGUUGGAGGUAUUAAAAAAAAAGAUAAGAGGCAUAGAUUGAGUCGAUAGCCAGAGACUUUGGUGAAAAUGGCUAAUUGCAGAGUGCAUAAUUUUAGGGUGAUUGAAAGAAAGUAUAGGGGGGUGUCAGAGGUACGAUUUUUGCACAGAGAGUGGUGAGUGCAUGGAAUACCCUGACAAGGGGUGAUAGUAGAGGCAGAUACAUUUGGGCCAUGGAUGAUAGAAAAAUAGAGAGCUAUGUAGGAGGGAAGGGUUAGAUUGAUCUUAGAGUAGGUUAAAAGGUUGGCACAAUAUCUUGGACCAAAAGGCUUGUACUGUGAUGUAAUGUUUAAUAUUCACAUUCUUAGGUUCAAUAGGUACAUUUAAUGCCAGAGAAAUAUAUACAAUUUAUAUCCUGAAAUUCUCUUUCUUCACAAACAUCCACAAAAACAGAGGAGUGCUCCAAAGAAUGAAUAACAGUUAAACGUUAGAACUCCAAAACACCCCCCCCCAGUUCCCCCUUCCCACACACAAGCAGCAGCAAGGCAAUGACCCCCCCUCCCCCACCAGCUUUUUUGCAUUGGCGCCCUCCACCAAGCACUCAAGCGUGCAGCAAAGCAUCAAUAAAGACACGGACUUGUAGUACUCAAAAGACUACUCGUUUACCCAGUAAUUUGACAUGCCACAGGCUGUCUCUCCCGCUAAUAAGGGAAAAAGAGGUAUCCAUUUCACAGUGAGAGCUCAUUGAUAGUGUGAUGUUAAAAGUCUGUUGUGUCCCAGAAAGGCUCAGGUCUCAGGACACACAGCCAGCAGCUAGCUCACUGCUUCUGAUGUUCCGCGUUCUCCUGUGACACCUCAUUCAUGGGAGACUAGCCUUGAAUCAGCUACCGUCUCCAGAGCCACAAAAAUCCGGCACCCCAAAGGCGCAGUAGUCUUCCAUCUUAGUAGUGCAGUCAUCAAAUUUAUCUAACGGCAAACAAGUAUUUAUGUCUGUUAUAUGAAUCAGAAAUGGAUAAAUUAGUGGAGAGAAUUAUCUCCGUCCCUGUAGCAAUUAUUUAGUAAGGUAACCAAUAGUUUUAGAAAUAUAUUUUAAAAUGACAAAAGUAUGUGCACAUCCCCAAAGAACUUUAUGGCCAAUGAAUUGGAAAUAUAAACACCGUUGUAAUGUAAGAAAUGAAGCUGCCAGUUUGUGCACAGUAAGCUCUCACACACCACAGUGUGAUAUUGGCCAUUUAGUCUACCUUAGUGAUGUUGAUUGAGGAAUAGACACAGCCAGAGCUCAAAGGAUAUCUUCCGUGCUCUUCUCUUAAGCAAUUUCCUGAACUCCUUUAAAUCGACCUGUGAGAACAAAUGGGAUCAUGCUUUAAUGCCUGAUCAGAAAGAGAGUACUUCAGUUGCUGUGGCAGUUCACCAGUUGUGCUCUGCAGUGUCAGCCUAGAUUUUUGAGCUAAAGUCUCUGGAAUGAAAUUUGAAUCCAGAAGCUUCUAACACAGACUCAGAAAUGCUACCUAUAGCAUGACUAGAUAGGUUAAUAACAACAUGUAGAAUCAGAGAACUGGAAGAUUCAUUACAAUGAAGUUAGUAAUCAGUUUGUGCAAUGCUGUAAAAUGAUCCUCUACAUCCUUUUGUGGAAUACCAGUGUUUGUGUGGUAGUAACUAUUCAUGUUUGCAUCACAUUAGAACAUUAGAAAAUUUUUGACAACAGGCCAUUCGGCCCAAUAAAGCUUGCGAAAUUCCUAUUCACAUAGUGUGUUGAAAUAACUAUCAAGUUUAGAUUUGAAAAUCUCUAAGGUCCCACUCUCCACUACAGAACUAGGUAGUUUGUUCCAUAUGUCCACAACUUGCUGUGUAAAGAAAUCCUUCUUGUUGUUAGACUGAAAUCUCCCUUUAACCAGUCUCCACUUAUGGCCCUGUAUUCUUGAUAAUGGAUUAAUUUUAAAGUAGCGGCUAGCAUCCACCUUUUUUAUACCUUUAAUGAUUUUGAACAUUUCUAUCAUGUCUCUUUUCAUUCUACGUCUACUUAGGCUAAAAUGAUUUAAUUCUCUCAAUCUUUUUCAUAGUUCAUACCCUGAAGACCUGGAAUGAGGCAUGUAUUUUAACUGAGCAUGUCUUGUCCCACUUCUUCACCAGUUACCCUUACCGCUGACUGCCAGAUGCCGUGAAAGGCUGCCUGAACAGAACAUCUUCGCCUGAUUAUUUUCUUUUUGCCUGAGGUUAAGGUUACAGCUUUGGUUCACAGUCUAAUACAGUUCAGUUCAAGAUGUUGGCAGUCAAGUUCAAUGCUUCACAGCACCACGUCAUAACUAAACUUUCUUAAAAUAAAAAAAAACAGAACUGCAAAUUUCAAAUGGAUGUUUGAAGUUAAGCCCAUUUAUUUUUUCCUGGAUAUUCUUUUAAAUUAAUUUGAUAUUCCUUUCUGUAAAUACUCUGCAAUGAUGUUUAUAGAUUCUGAUUUGUUCCUAGAGUGUUCAUUCAUUAUUCACAAAAAUAGAAAAAGAUGGCUAAGUCGAGACGUAGCAUAUCAAACAGAAACAUCUAGAACAUGCGUUAUCAUCCUUAAUAAUGUCAAAUUCUUUUCCUUCAAUCAACUUCAGGAAAAUAACUAGUUUAUCUUGCUGGGCACAAAUUGGAAAUGGCAAACAGUGUGCAUUUGUCGGUAAACAACAAUGACUACACUGUAAUAGCAUUCAUUUGACUGAAGCAUUUUGGAGAGUUCUUUAUUCAUCGUAAAGGAGGCACAAGGUUUAGUCUCAUAUCUUUCGGUCACUUUCCUUCAAAAGGAAAUAAAAUUAGAUGAUAGGAAUGUGGUGAGUAAGGUAAUUCACAAGGGUUCCACUUUUGUUAUGGUAGGACCACUAUUCUCCAAUUAGACAGGGCAACUUAUUAAUCAUGAAGCAUGAGUAACAAUAAUGGAUAGCUUUAAUCCACUUACUAUACCUCAAGCUAUAUGAACUUGUACAGCAUUACCUAUUAAUAAAGUAUAUUAAUUAAGGAAAUAUAUUUUAGUUGCUAAAAUAUUAAAUAUUGUUUUAUUUACUUUGCCUAAUACCUUACAGUUGGAUAAAUCUUUUAAAAUGUGUAAAAGAACUAUGGUUCUAAUUCAGUAUGGUUAAGCAAUGCAUCAUUGAAAAUA
This is a messenger RNA of Mobula hypostoma (lesser devil ray), 13992 nucleotides long. RefSeq names its product fibrillin-1-like. The record is from RefSeq and is a predicted model, not a curated record. The transcript has 65 exons. Gene Ontology annotation, molecular function: calcium ion binding. Bases 384 to 9029 code for a protein of 2881 amino acids. NCBI's taxonomy places the organism in Eukaryota, Metazoa, Chordata, Chondrichthyes, Myliobatiformes, Myliobatidae.